UUGUUGACACUAUUUAUGAAUAUAUGACAAUGCAUAUUUAUUUCAAAGUUAGGAUCUCGAUAAUGACAAUAAUAUACCAGAAAGUUUUAACAUUAAAUUCCGUUUCCCUAUCACGGUUCACUACUGGUGAACUUGUCAAUUUUCUCGGCGCCGACACAGACAGAAUGGUAUUCUUUUAUGUCUAUUUCCAUAAGCUAUGGAUUAUUCCUACUCAAAUCAUUAUAUGUAUGUGUGUCCUUUAUCACCUUGUGGGAGUGGCAUUCCUUGGAGGAUUGGUAGUCACUUUUGUACUUGUCGUCAUAAUCAGGAAAAUAUCAGCAAAGCAGAUAACGCUCUGCAAGACACUUAUGGAACAAAAGGAUAGGAGACUGAGGUUGAUGAAUGAAGUGUUGGGAGGAAUAAAAAACAUCAAGUUCUACACUUGGGAAGAACACUUUCGGGAGGCGAUCGACAAAUUGCGUAAAGCGGAACUACAAACCAUGAGACAGAAAAAGAUUCUUGACGCCAUUGUAGGAUAUCUGACGACUUUGACCCCAACAUUAAUGACCCUUUUGACCUUCAGCGCCUACUCCAUACUGGGAAACACGCUUACGGCAUCAAAGAUGUUUACCAGUCUUGCUGUGUUUCUGAAACUCAUUGAAUCACUGGAUAAACUCACAAGGGUGAUUAAUGGAAUUAUAGAGGCAACUAUCUCCCUUGAAAGGCUUGAGAAAUUUGUAGCGAUGGAGGAUAUUGAUCCCAACAACUACUACAAAGCAAUGAAAGAUUCCAGCGUCAGCAAUAUAAUAUCGGUGAAAGGUGGAGAAUUCAGCUGGGGUAGGGAAAAUCAGAACAUAAAUGAGUCCUUAAAAUGUGAUAAUAACAAUCUGGAACCAGAGAAGAAAGCUAUUGAAUCAGGAACCCUAAGUCUACAAAAUAUAACAAUAAAUAUCAAAAAAGGCCAGUUCAUAGGAGUGAUCGGUAAAGUAGGUGCAGGUAAAAGUUCCUUCCUACACGCUGUGAUGGCCGAGAUGGUUAGAGAGGACGGACGUAUUUCUGUAUCCAACCUCGAUCAAGGAUUUGCCCUGGCGAGUCAGGAACCAUGGAUACAGCAGGCAACUAUACGAGAAAACGUCCUGUUUGGCAGUCCAUUUAACUAUAAGAAAUAUACUGAGAUUUUAGAUGCGGUAUCAUUAUACAAAGAUAUACAGAUGUUACCAGCAGGGGACAGGACGGAAGUUGGUGAAAAUGGUGUUACUUUGAGUGGAGGUCAAAAAUCUAGGCUAGCCCUCGCUAGAGCAAUAUAUCAGGAUAAGGAUGUGUAUCUCCUCGAUGAUCCUCUAGCUGCAGUGGAUGGUCACGUCGCACACUGUAUAUAUAAAAAGUGCAUCAUGGGAUUACUCCAGAAUAAGACCAGAAUCCUUUGCACACAUCACACCAAAUUCCUGAGAAAAUCAGAUAUGGUCGUUGUUCUGGACGAUGGAGGUAUUUCUAAAGUUGGUCUUUCAUCAGAAAUUCUUAAUGACACAAUACUUGAACAUCAACCAUCCUCACACAAAACUGAAUCUGAACACCAUUGCAUUGACGACAACGACUAUGACGGAAGCCUGGGAGAGGAAGUGAGAGCUACUGGAGAAAUAAAGACACGCGUGUACAAGGCCUUCUUUGCAGCGCUGGGUAAAUGGCUACCUAUAGCCAUGGUCCUGUCUGUUGUCUUUAAGGAAGCUUUGGAGAAGAUUAACGACUGGUUCUUAACUCAUUGGGUAACCGGAUUGACCAUGACCGACAACAGCACCUCCGUUUCCGGGCAUCUCUGUUUCCAUGACAACACGUCUUCACCGACUAGAUUAGAUCCAGUAUUUGGUUUGAAUUACGACGGUGGCAGUUUGGUGGUCAAUCAUAGCAGUGUUAUCUACUACAUAACGAUAUACGGGAUCUUAGGAUCACUUUACUCUCUCUUCUCCUUAGCAAAAGAAAUCCUUGUCGCAUACGGAGGUAUACGUAUGGCUAAGACUAUGCAUAGCCAACUACUUACUUCUAUACUUAAGGCGCCAAUGUCAUUCUUCGAUGUGACUCCAAUAGGCCGGAUUCUCAAUAGAUUUUCUUCAGACAUUGGAACCAUCGACGACAAUCUUGGAUAUUUGAUAAAUAUGGUUUUAUGCAAGCUGUUUGGAAUAAUUGGAAUUGUAAUCAUCGCGAGUUAUAGUAUGCCUUGGUUUAUCCUAGUUUUGAUCCCUGUUGCAGCGGUAUAUUACCACGUGCAGGAUAUAUACCGUCAUACGUCCCGCGAGGUCAGACGAAUUUCAAGCCUUAAACGUUCUCCGAUCUUUUCACAAUUCUCGGAGACUUUAUCAGGAGUGGUUACGAUACGAGCCUUCCGUGACACUAAAAGAUUUAAAGACCAGCACUUUCAGUGUAUGGAAAAAUGGUUGGAGGCUCGUUAUACAGGCCAUAAUAUCGGUAAUUGGUUAUGGAUACAGUCACAGACUAUUGUUAACGUCAUGGUUACGGGGAUAGCCUUUCUAGCAGUACUGGAACACAGUAUCCAUGGUAUCGACCCAAGUAUUGUUGGACUAGCCAUUUCAUACAUUCUCUCACUGACUAACCUUUUGGACGAUCUCGCCUGCCGUUUGGCAGAGACCCAGAAAGAUAUAGUGAGCGUAGAAAGAAUACAGCAAUAUGUAGAGGACAUCCCAAGUGAAAAGUGGGAAGGUACACAGUCGCCUCCUUCAUGGCCUACUGCUGGUGUGGUCAGCUACCGUGACGUCUACAUGAAGUAUCGGGAUGGUCUGCCAAACGCCCUGAAGGGUCUUUCGUUCUGCACACGACACGCAGAAAAGCUGGGAAUUGUGGGGCGGACUGGUUCUGGGAAGUCUAGUCUCUUCCAGACACUGUUCCGUACUGUAGAGAUAAGAUCUGGGGACAUCACCAUUGAUGGGUUGAACACAAAACAACUGGAUCUCAAAGACGUCAGACGCCACCUCGCUGUUAUUCCUCAGGACCCAUUCCUCUUCAGUGGUACAGUGAGGGAGAACCUUGACCCAACCUCGUGUUACAGUGAUGAGGAACUUUGGGGAGUCCUAUAUAAAUGUCACCUCCGUCAGCCAGUCAAUAGACUCGGGGGACUCGAGGGACAAGUGUCCGAAAAAGGGAGACAUUUCUCUGUGGGACAAAGACAACUCAUGUGUCUGGCUAGGGCACUCCUCACCAAAGCCAAGGUGUUGUGUAUUGAUGAGGCCACAGCCAGUGUAGACUUGGAGACAGACAUGUUGAUACAGGUGACAAUCCGCCAGGAGUUUGAGGACAGUACAGUGCUAACCAUUGCCCAUCGUAUCAACACCAUAAUGGACAGCGACCGAGUGUUAGUGAUGGACCAGGGUCGGGUGGUCGAAUUGGAUUCCCCAGAAAAUCUUCUUAAGAACUCCCAGUCGGCUUUCUACAAGCUUGUACAUGGAGAAUCAUACAGACAUCCGUGAUCACGAAACUAUCCACACUAAUAUUGUUAUGUUUGAUAUAUGUUAUUUUUUACAUAUAUAUGUACGUUCUAAAUAAAGUAUUUCGUCUGAUUUUGA
Messenger RNA from Pecten maximus, 3551 nucleotides. RefSeq names its product multidrug resistance-associated protein 7-like. Lineage: Eukaryota; Metazoa; Mollusca; Bivalvia; Pectinida; Pectinidae. The record is from RefSeq and is a predicted model, not a curated record. Gene Ontology annotation, cellular component: membrane. The transcript has 17 exons. Gene Ontology annotation, biological process: transmembrane transport. Bases 24 to 3455 code for a protein of 1143 amino acids. Gene Ontology annotation, molecular function: ATP hydrolysis activity; ABC-type transporter activity; ATP binding.